CCCGGAAGCGGAAGACGGUCGGGAUGGGGAAGGCGCCGCUGGGGCGACGAGCGCGGGGCUGCCGCCCGUGAUUGCAGGGCGGGGAUGGCCGGGGCCCGGGGCGGCCCCUCCCUCCUCCAGGGCGGCGGGGCUGGGGAGCGCGCCUUGGCCGAGCUCUUGCUGGAGUUUUCCAGGGCGCAGUACCGGGCCCGGGAUGGUGGCGGCGGAAGCGGCGGAAAGGUGGAGCGUAUUGAAAAAUGCUGCCUUGAAUUGUUCAGCAAGGACUAUUGCUACAGCCUGAUCCACAAUGCGAACGGUGAAAUCUGCAGCCACUACCCCCGGCAGAUCAUCUUCUUGGAAUAUGAGAGUACUGAUCAAGAGAGGCACACGUACGAGAGCACCGUCCAAGUCGGCAAGCUGCAAGACCUCAUCCAUCGCAGCAAGAUGGCGAGAUGCAGAGGGCGGUUCGUCUGUCCCGUCAUCCUCUACAAGGGAAAGCACAUAUGCCGCUCGGCCACCUUGGCUGGAUGGGGAGAACUGUACGGGCGCACGGGAUACAACUACAUUUUCUCAGGGGGCUCAGAUGAUGCCUGGACAGAUACCGAGGACCUGUCAGAAGAGGAUUCAGCCUUCAGAAACGCGGACUCGCAGCUGUUCGACAAGGUCCGGGGCCACGACAUCAAGCUGUUGCGAUACCUGUCAGUCAAGUACAUCUGUGACUUGAUGGUAGAAAACAAGAAAGUGAAGUUUGGCCUGAACGUGACGUCUUCUGAGAAGGUGGAUAAAGCUCAGCGCUAUGCCGACUUCACCCUCCUCUCUGCCCCAUACCCAGGCUGUGAAUUUUUCAAGGAGUACAAAGAGAGGGAUUACACAGCGGAAGGGCUCGUUUUCAACUGGAAACAGGAUUUUGUCGACGCUCCACUCAGCAUCCCCACCUCUCUUACGCAGUCACUGAACAUUGACUGGAGUGAGUAUCAGAGCUGGGACUUAGUGCAGCAGACGCAGAACUACCUGAAGCUCCUGAUCUCCAUUAUCAACAGGGACGACGACAGUGGGCUCCUGGUACACUGUAUAUCCGGCUGGGAUAGAACACCUCUCUUCAUUUCCCUCCUGCGCCUUUCCCUGUGGGCUGAUGGGCUGAUCCACACUUCCCUGGAGCCUGCAGAAAUUCUUUACCUGACAGUGGCCUAUGAUUGGUUCCUCUUCGGGCAUAUGCUGGUGGAUCGGCUCAGCAAAGGAGAGGAGAUUUUCUUUUUCUGCUUCGAUUUUUUGAAGCACAUCACCUCUGAGGAGUUCUCCGCUGCCAAGCCGCUGAGAAGGAAGAGUCUGCCGCCUGGAUUUACGUUGGAAGAGAUCUGUAUGCUAAAGCAGAGGGACCGGGGCAGCACCACCAGCCUGAGCAGCGACUUCUCACUUGUGAUGGAGAACUCACCUGGGGCCACAGGGAGCUUCACCUACGAAGCUGUGGAACUGAUGCCAGCAGGCUCCCAGACUCAAGCUGCGUGGCGGAAAAACUGUGCGUCCUCCCCCCAGACGGUGCUUUGGAGUCGGGCUCAGCAACCAGAAGAUAGGCCGCUGUUCCAGAACGUGCUGGAAGCGAGGUCCUCCAGCUCCUCCUCUUCCAACCACUCAGAGAACUUCUCCCGGCUGGGCAGCAGUCCAUUGGAGGUUCCCAAAGCCAGAUCGGCUGACCAUUCUCUGCCCGGAUCCUCCAUCUCGACCGACUUUGGCAGCUGGCAGAUGGUGACGGGGAGUGGCAGUGUGCAGGAGCAGGCCGACUCCCCCAUCCCCUGCAGCUUCCCAGAUGACCUCCCCAACAGUAGCCUGCUAGUGACGCCGACGGAGCGGGAGUCCCGGCUGGACGAAGUGCGUUCGGCGUUCCUGGCUACCUACAGCAGCACAGUGGCCCUGAAGCCUGUCUCUCCCAGCCCCUCGGGAGCCAUCGGAGGCCUGCUGGAGCAGUUUGUCCGGGGCGUUGGACUGAGAGGGAGCGGCAUCCUUUGACCU
Euleptes europaea (tarantolino) is the source of this 1986-nucleotide messenger RNA. RefSeq names its product myotubularin related protein 14 (gene MTMR14). The record is from RefSeq and is a predicted model, not a curated record. The transcript has 19 exons. Lineage: Eukaryota; Metazoa; Chordata; Lepidosauria; Squamata; Sphaerodactylidae. The annotation marks the transcript as partial. Gene Ontology annotation, molecular function: phosphatidylinositol-3-phosphate phosphatase activity. Gene Ontology annotation, biological process: dephosphorylation.